Molecule: messenger RNA, 3579 nt
Organism: Neodiprion virginianus
Lineage: Eukaryota; Metazoa; Arthropoda; Insecta; Hymenoptera; Diprionidae
Exons: 4
Coding region: 52-2502 (816 amino acids)
Biological process (GO): double-strand break repair
Cellular component (GO): site of double-strand break; nucleus
Molecular function (GO): ubiquitin-protein transferase activity; metal ion binding; nucleosome binding
Source: RefSeq, a predicted model, not a curated record
CUGCUAUCCCGAGCAGUUGAAAAAGUUGAGAGAAAAACUCGCGAUGGAAAAAUGGCGACGUAUUUGAAACCAACGUCAAAAUUGUUUGACCUUCCUUCGCGCGCGUCCGCGGAAUUGAAUCUUGCCGACUUGAUGUGCCCCGUGUGCAGGGGAAUCCUGAUCGAGCCUGUGACCCUUCCUUGUGCCCACAGCCUCUGCCUGAGGUGCCUCAACGGUACGAUACAGCACAACAGCCUAAGCUGUCCCCUCUGCAGAGUCAGAGUAGGUUCCUGGCUAAGGACGGCUACCAAGUCGGACACUCUCGUCAACGGCGAACUAUGGACGCUGAUCAAGACCAGGUUCUCCAAGGAAAUACAAGCUAAACACGACGGCGUUGACACUGACCUCGAUUCCGGAUUUGGAAGGACAAACAAAAUUUUGAGCGCAGCUGGUGAGAUUCGGCGGGAAUACGAGGCGCAACUCGAACUUGCAGAAGAGGAAAGAAGGCGGCUACGAGAGGCGGAGCGAAUUGCGAGCGAGGCGUUGAUUCACAAGAUACAGGCAGAGGAGCGGCAACAUAUCACACGGUUGGUCAAGGAUCGCGCAGUCGCAAAAGAUUUAGCGAAGAGACAUACUGGAGACAAAGUCAAGGUGAGGGAGAAACAUGCCGACGAGCGAGAAGCCGGAUGCGACAGAGAGAUGCAAAUCUCCAAGUCGACUGCGACUGAGUUGACCAAGUUGACAGAGCGAGUAGAGUGGAAUUCGAAUAUUGCUCUGAUCUCUAAACUGCGCGCGGAAAGGUAUGCUUCCGAUGCAAAAGCAGGCAUGUCCAAUUCCCAUAAAUGCCCUACAGACAAGUUCCAGUCCCCAAAAUGCGACCAGCUCACGAGCCCUACAAGUAAGUCAACCAAACACCAAGUCGCGACCAAGAUCAGGUCACUGCCAGCCCAGAGCUAUGCGUCCAAGCCCAGCUGCUCGACUUCGAAGAUCUAUGGCACUCAGAGCAAGGAGGAGCUCCAUGUGCCCAGCGACGUCUUAAACAGGAAACCGAAAAGUCUCGGUGUUGAGGUUUGCUUGGCGACUGGCGGGGAUGACCAGCGCAUUGGAAGUGCAGAGAGUAGCUGCAGCCAUGACAGCAUAAACAUAGAGAUACACCAUUUCAAACCCAUUAAAGCAAUGCCGAGGACACCACUAGGAGUAACGCCAGAUGGUUGCCCAAUUGACCCAAAGCUGAUCAGAGUUGUCGCCACAUUGCAACAAGUACAAAACGCCAUUCCCAAACCUCCAGUAGCAAUGGAGUUGAAACGAUUGUCGACAUGGUCCUACAGCGCGUUCAAAGGAAAAACGAAGAAAAUGUUGAAACUAGAGCAUCGUCCAACCACUAGCAAUGUUGUGAAAGAUGAACCGGAAAGCAGACCAUCAACAUCACACUGUCCGAACCAACCACAGCCAAAUCCGAGCAAAUUAGCAAAAUCUCAGGUGUCAGAGACAGUCCGCAGGCUGGAUUUGUCCACAGAAAUUCCAUACGAUGGUAAUAAAAACUAUGCAAAAAACAUAAACAGGAUAAUAAACGGUACUAAGGUGAGCAAGAAGUUGAUCCUCGAUGAGGACGUGGCACUUUCAAUGGCACAUCAAAAGUACGACAGCCCAGCAAAGUUCAAGCGGAGGAAACGUUGCUCGUCCAGCAAUGACCGGGAGGAAACGAAUACGGACCAAAAAACGAACAACUCCGGAGACGAGGCGUCAAGUUCAAAUUCCUCCAGUAACAAUUCUUGGUCUCUCCCGUUGGAUGGCCCCAACGAAGCCGUCGAAAAUAUUGCCGAGAGGAUAAAAAAACGGAAGAUGUCCCGCGGUGUUAAGAGUAAACUGCAGAAAACGGAAGCGCCUGAGAAGCAGCGUUGCACGGCUACUGAAAAAAAGAGUGCGACCAUACGAAAACCGCUCACAGAAACGACUAAGUCAGCUACGAAGCAAACGACCAACCCGAGACUUGGUGCCCAGCAGAAGAAAGGCAGGUGUACCAGAUCCGAGGACGAGGACACCGAUUUGCAGGUUGAUUCGGAGUCUGUGGUUGAGACGGGUGCGAUCUACGGUAGCAGAAAGUCUACAAGAACCUUGACCAGAAGCGGCGGGGAGUUGAAAGGCGAAAAAACUACGACGACGAAAUCCCACCAAGAGUCUGAAAUGCAAUGUUCAGACCUAGAAGAAGAAGUGGAGGAGGAGGAGGAUGAAGAUGAAGAAGUACAAGAGCAGCGGCGGAUAGAGAGGCUGCUCCUGCAGGAGAAAAAGGAUUUUGAGCUCGCCCAGAGGCUGCAGGCAAAGUUCGACGAGAUGGAGAGGAUCUCCGGGCGUACUCGAGGUUCUCGGCGCAGUCGGUUCAACUCGAGGAACAUCGAGCAGGUCCUCGCAGUUGACGGCGUCGGCAUCAGAGACCGAUUCAGCAAGCAGCUGCGCAUCCAAGGGAAGGAGACUUCCAUGCUGGAAAACGAAAAGCGCCGUGUGACUCGAAGACGGUGUGUCUAAUGACGAAGAUCACCGCGAGUGACGUUCAUUGGCAACUUGAAAAGCGCAUUGAUUGGCAGGGGAGACGAGAGACCGCGGUACACAUACUUCGUCUAAUUCCUUGCCAUACAUACGCACAUAGAUGUAUCGCCGGUGUACCGACAGCGGCGUGAAUUGAUUUUUAUUGUGUUAAAUAGAUUAUUACCGUACGCAUGUUAGUUGACUAUACAAGGUAAAAGAUUGAAAAUUUUAUUGAAGGAAAUCGUUCGGCUCACUGGUGGUGUCGCAAAAAAGAAAAAAUGGAUGUGCGUCAUCCGGACAAUAGUCGAACGGUAACUAAUGAACCUGAACAUUAUAAGUUGCGGUGAAUAUUGCCAUUCGGCAAGGAAGGUUAUACUGUCUUAAGAUUCCUGAAAAAAGCAGAUGAAUACAUUUAUGAUGGCGUAUAUGUUGGGUUUUCGGAUGAACUCCGAAAUCUAACAAUAAAUUUCAACAAAAGUGCAACUUGUACAUAAGAGUCCCCUCGACCCUGAUGCAAUCGCAGCUUGCAUACAUAUUAUAUGAACACGACACAUAUGUCUCAUUUUCUCUCUAAACACUAUAUUAUUAUAGACUUAUAGCGUGAUAGUUAUAUUAUGCGUAGUGAAUGUAAUAUAAACUGAACGUUGAAUAACAAGUAGCACGAUGGAGGUGUUGGGAUUUUGAAGAGGAAACCGAAAGCCAAUGAGAAUUCAACGUUACUUUCAUUUCAGGCUCAAACCGGUAUCUGCGGAUUUAUCGUGAUAUACCACCCUUGGGACACCAUAAAUUCGCACGGUAGUUGUGUUUUACCCUUUUUCCCUAACGCAACGCCUAUAUAGGAGAAAUAUGAUAUAUUUUUUAGUAAGAACAGUGUGUAAUAAUGAGGAGAUUUAAGUUGUACAUGGAAUGGACUUAGAAUCGGUCAAUUUCUGCGAUUAUGCGUGUACGUAUAAUAUACGAUGUAGGAUCAUAUUGUAAUCAUGUGGAAGUGGUGAGGUAACGGUUACUACCGUAAACAAACAUUUUUUUAAAUGAAAAAGGAAAAAAACAAUAAAUAUACGGAAUAGCUUCCAGGCA